AUAGGUUUAGUCACCUUUUGGCGCAGUAACCAGUUUAUAAACAAAAAAUGUGAUCCAACCUGAUAUGCCUCAAGGUUCAGUAUGUCAAUUAUUAGAACAGCCAUAAAAGUUGAAUAUGAUACUAUAUUUCUAGCAAAUGUUGUUUUUAAUAUAAUUAAUUACAUCAGAGUUAUUAGACGGCUUUAUCUAUCCGCAAACGUAUCGAAACAACCGUUUGUCACGCGUUGCCUUGCCUUUGAUUGUGACGGCUAAUUCAUCACUACGUCACAGACGUCGGUCAGUUUACUGAUUUAUGUAACAGAAAUAAGUGACAUUGAUAAUAAAAUGGUAGCAAAAGUGGUUGUAGAGCACUAGGGUUAAUGCGUUGAAAUCGUUUUUAUAGCGUUUCAAUUUUUGUACAAGUCAUGUCAGCGGUAAUAAAUUAGAGAUUCAAAUUAAUAAUAUGUAUUCUAGCAUGCACAAUGACCUGGUUUAAUUAUCUUUUCAAUUGUUUAGCCAUUAAGCGUUCGAUAUAAAACCGGGAUUGUAAAUUGAACUAGGUUAGUCAAUAGUUGGUUAUUUCUGAAAAUGUUUGGUCGUUUAGUAACUCGUUACGUUAAUCUGACCGACACAAUUGUAGUGCCAGCAGAAUGGCAUCCUCACGUGUUUCACGAAUUCUUGGCCUCACUGGCUGAACAAGUGAUUAAUGAUGUCAACGCCGGCAAACCGGUCGUUUUGCAAGUAUUGAACACGCCUGCAAAAUUGAAACAACUCCAAAACAAAAACGGAAUCCUAUAUCUCUUCGAGAAAGUAUUUCCAGAAAAGCUGGUGGGUUCGUACGUUAUUGAUGUCAUUUUUUAUAUGAAUGACAAGAAUAUAGAAGCGAUGAAUGACGUUCUCGGGUCAGAACCUUGCAAUCCGAACGCACUUAAACACCGGGUUUCAUUAGAUGAUUACGAUGUUCAAGUUUACCGGAGCGAAUUUAGAACAGCCUAUUACCUGUUACCAAUUGCGAAAAGGUGAGUCGUAGAGAAUCGAUCCACCAAUUACAGCAGUUGUUCUUCAAGAGAAAACUAUACCUAGUAUUUUCUUUUCAGUAAACCGACACCAAGACCUGUUCAAGCUUAGCAGCAUGGUUCAUACGAACGG
Messenger RNA from Cotesia glomerata, 1128 nucleotides. RefSeq lists its product as uncharacterized. Lineage: Eukaryota; Metazoa; Arthropoda; Insecta; Hymenoptera; Braconidae. The transcript has 3 exons. The coding region runs from base 568 to 1002 and encodes 144 amino acids. The record is from RefSeq and is a predicted model, not a curated record.